Coffea eugenioides is the source of this 1875-nucleotide messenger RNA. RefSeq lists its product as uncharacterized. Bases 1 to 1875 code for a protein of 624 amino acids. Lineage: Eukaryota; Viridiplantae; Streptophyta; Magnoliopsida; Gentianales; Rubiaceae. The record is from RefSeq and is a predicted model, not a curated record. Gene Ontology annotation, molecular function: acetylglucosaminyltransferase activity. The transcript has 4 exons.
AUGGAAAAACCCACUUUACAAUUGAACUCUGAUGAUUCACAGCUCCCAUCAAAUUCCUUGGCUAUGUCAAACCCAGAAAAAACUCUUUUGCAAUCAAACUCUAAUGAUUCUACUACUAACAUUAGCCACCUGCUAUUUGCAAUUCUUGGUUCUGAGGGAGCAUGGCAUCACAGGAAGGGCUAUGGAGAAGCAUGGUGGAGACCGAAUGUAACACGAGGGUAUCUCUAUCUUGAUACAGCUCCAGAAGGAGAUCUUUUGCCUUGGUCUUCAGCUUCACCUCCUUACAGGGUCUCAGAGAAUAUAGAGAAACUCAUAAAAGAGAUCGCUCCAGCUGUGCCUCCUAUUAUUCGUUUGGUACAUACAAUUCUUGAAGCGUUUAAGGAGGGGGAUAAAGAAGGGUUCAGAUGGCUCGUUAUGGGGGAUGAUGAUACUGUAUUUUUUGUUGAUAAUUUGGUUGAUGUUCUUGCAAAGUAUGACCAUACAGAUUACUACUACAUUGGCUGCCAAUCCGAUUAUGUUAAGUCGAAUUUUUGGUUCUCAUUUAACAUGGGAUUUGGUGGAGCAGGAAUCGCGUUAAGUUAUCCUUUAGCAAAAGCUUUAGCAAAGGACAUGAAUGGUUGUCUGAGAAGAUAUGCACAUAUGAAUACUUUUGAUAUAAUUGCCAUGUAUUGUAUAUCUGAUCUUGGAGUAAAUCUAUCUCCCCAGAAAGGUCUUCAUCAGGUAGAUAUGAAUGGCGACAUUUCUGGUUUCCUAUCAGCUCACCCCAAGACACCCUUGUUGUCCCUCCACCAUUUUGAUGAAGUAGAGCCAAUUUUCCCUGGCAUGGAUCGUGCAGAAGCCAUUCGCCACUUGAUGAAAGCAGGAAAUAUUGACCAGUCACGUUUGUUGCAGCAAACUAUCUGCUUCCAUAGGAAACAUAGAUGGACAGUUUCCAUUUCAUGGGGCUACUCAGUCAAUCUGUACGAGAGAAUAAUACCUAGGAGUUGGCUACAAAUCGCUAUUGAAACCUUUCAAAAGUGGGUAGCUCCAAAUGAAAAUCCACCACAUUUUAUGUUCAACACUCGAUUCACCGAGAAUGAUCCCUGUGAAACUCCCCAUGUUUUCUUCUUUGAAUCGAUGGAAAAAAUGCCAGGAAAUGUGAUUCUUACAAGCUAUUAUCGAUCAAGGCCAAGAGAGUUACCACCAUGUUUUGCCAGUCUCCCUGCUGAUUAUGUGUCCCAUGUACAUGUUUACUCUCCGGCAACAAAGCGCAGACAAAGCACUAGAUGUGAAUGCUGUGACGUUUCUUAUACGGAUGGGGCCAAAAAUGCUGUCGUCAAAUUUAGAGAAUGCAAGAAGGAUGAGAUCAUUGCGAUUGACGGACGGGGUGAGUCUAGUGAUAGCCCUCCGGGCGAGCGACCUCGUGGAGCACUCCCAGUGAUCCUAUACCAGAUUCGGCCAAGAGGGGCCGUUGUGUGUUGGAGCCCGGCUAACCGCCUCCGACGUUGCGAGUGUCGACACAAGUACGCUUACCCUAACGCUCUAGUGUUGGCCGUGGCCGAGGAGCGUAAGGAGUUGGCCGAAGAUAAGGCUAGGCUUGAGGCCGAGAUGAACCAGCUUAGGGCGGCCAAUGAGAAACAGGCUGAGCGCAUAAAGGGGCUGGAGUACGACGUGCUUAAGGUAGAGGAUAGGGUUGAUGACCGCUGCACUCAACUUAGGGAGACACGUGAGCGCGAGUCUAAGCGAGCUCGAAAGGUUAAGGUUCGAGCCGCAUCGAUCCUAAACCUCUGCGCCGACGUGAUCGAGGGCGUGAGUGACGAGGACUCAUGUGCGGGACCCGAGGCUAGGGUUGGAUCCACCCCGUCGGGUGGGUCUACUAGCCCAUCGACGGACUAG